AGACAGAUAGAUAGAUAGAUACUUCUCUCUUUAGUCCCCAGUGUGUGUGUGUGUGUGCUGCAGCCUGCUGGUGGAGCAUGUUAUUAGUAACCGGUUCACUGUGCUCUCACUGACAGCCUGGUUAGCUGUCAUCAUCAUCACGCCUCCUCGCCACAUCUAACUAAAAUGUCUUAAUGCGAUGAACUGGGAAUUUAUUGAUCAUGGCUAACCUACAGAUCUCGUUAGCUGUCGUGGUUGUCCAGGUCGUCCUGUACAGAAGCUGCCAGGCUCUGCGGUGUAACUGCACCACUGCCCAGUGUGAGAAGACUGGCUCCCAGUGUGAGACCGAUGGAGCCUGCAUGGCCUCCACUUCCUUCAUCGAUGGCCAGGAGCAGCACAUCCGUAUCUGCAUCACACGGGACAAUCUGGUGCCCCCCGGACAACCGUUCUACUGCCUCAGUGCAGAGGGCUUGCUCAACAUCCACUGCUGCUACACCGACUUCUGCAAUAGCAUCGACCUCAAAGUACCCUCAGUCACGACUAAGGCAGGACUCGGGGGAGGCUACGGCCCAGGUGGGGCGUGGGGACUGGUGGAACUGGUCGCUGUGAUCGCGGGGCCGCUGUUCCUGCUGUGUCUGCUGCUGCUGAUGAGUCUGUUCCUGUACCAGUACCACCAGAGGGCCUAUAGCCACAGGCAACGGUUAGAGGUGGUGGAGGACCCCUCCUGUGACCACCUCUACAUAUCCAAAGACAGGAUCCUGCAGGACCUCAUAUACGAUCUGUCCACGUCUGGUUCAGGCUCCGGUCUGCCUCUGUUUGUCCAGCGGACCGUGGCCAGAACAAUUGUGCUCCAAGAAAUUAUUGGCAAAGGGCGUUUCGGGGAGGUGUGGCGAGGACGUUGGAGGGGCGGCGACGUGGCGGUGAAGAUUUUCUCAUCCAGAGAGGAGCGGUCCUGGUUCCGUGAGGCUGAAAUCUAUCAGACUAUCAUGCUCCGCCAUGAAAACAUCCUGGGCUUUAUAGCUGCUGACAACAAAGACAAUGGCACAUGGACCCAGCUGUGGUUGGUGUCAGACUACCAUGAGCACGGCUCUCUGUUUGAUUACCUGAACCGCUACUCGGUCACUACUGAAGGAAUGAUCAAACUGGCUCUGUCAGCUGCCAGCGGCCUGGCUCAUCUGCACAUGGAGAUUCUGGGAACACAAGGAAAGCCAGGCAUCGCCCACAGAGACCUGAAGUCCAAGAACAUCCUGGUGAAGAAGAACUGCACCUGUGCCAUCGCUGACCUGGGCUUAGCCGUCCGUCACGACUCUGCCACAGACACUAUCGACAUUGCGCCCAAUCAGAGGGUGGGCACCAAGAGGUACAUGGCUCCAGAGGUUCUGGAUGAGACGAUCAACAUGAGACACUUUGACUCAUUCAAAUGUGCUGAUAUCUACGCUUUGGGGCUGGUCUACUGGGAGAUUGCACGCCGCUGUAAUAGUGGAGGUAUCCAUGAAGAGUACCAGCUGCCCUACUAUGACCUGGUACCUUCUGACCCUUCCAUAGAGGAGAUGAGAAAGCUGGUGUGCGACCAAAAGCUACGGCCCAACAUCCCUAAUUGGUGGCAGAGCUACGAGUCCUUGCGGGUUAUGGGUAAAAUCAUGAGGGAGUGUUGGUAUGCCAAUGGAGCCGCCCGCCUGACGGCUCUGCGCAUCAAGAAGACCCUCUCCCAGCUCAGCAUUCAAGAGGACAUUAAAGUCUGAACCAAGUCAGCGGAGCAUUGAGAGAAAGCACUGAGCAGGACCCGACUCCAGACUGUAGGACACUGAGAAGAAGGUGCCGGGCCGUCUGCAGAGAACGCACAAAGUAAGAGAAUGUGAUGGAGAGUCGCACUUUGUAAAAAUAUUCCUCCAUUGACACUCCUGCCAGUUUUGAAGCCACUUGAUUUCUGACAAACCCUACCUCGCUUACCCAGCCAAACUACCAAGAACACCUUUCCUGUCUUGUCCUCAGCUACUGCUGCCCUUUCUGUUCCUCUCUACACUCCGUACUAACAAGGAUCCUUGGAUUUCCUCUGUACUUGUAUGCAAUCGAUGGCAGGAUGUGUAAUUAACCAUUUUGAAAAUCAGUUGCUGAUGUUUCCUCAAGGUCUCUUUGAUCACAGUCGCUUAAUAGUUAACAAACAGCAUUCGCUCUUUUUGUCUUAGAAAGGGGGGCAAGCUGGAAGAAUUAGGAGUGUUUUUAACUUAUUUUUUACCGCUUCUGUCAUUUAAAUGACUAGAUCUUGUUAUUAAUAAUGUGGGUGUUUGUGAGGCUAUUGUGCAGGUUUCUCCGUGCCGCCUACAGCAUACAGGCACAUCGCAAACUGCGCCGUAGAGAAUAAUCCAUCCGGUUCUGCUACAGCUGUGCCGUUUAGUUGUCUGCUGAUUACCAUGUAAGCAUGUACAAAGCAGUUGAGGCAGUUUGUGCAAAUGCAGCCCGUCUACUUUACAACACUAGGGCAACCUGCCAAACAUGAUUUAGCCUUUGGACCACUGGAGCCCGCCCCAUAAGCUGUUGUAAACCUCAGGUUUUCCUUAUGCUUACCAAUCCUUUUUUGUCUGUUUAGAACCAUUACAAAACACAUGUAGAAUAUUUAAAUGGUGGUAUUUCAAUCUGAUAUGCAGCUGCUGUCUCUCGAUCAAUCCACAGACCACAACCUGCCAUGAGAGUAAACGUUGCUCCAGCCCCUCAGAUAAGCUGGUACUGUAUACACCACAUUCAGAUAAACCUUUCACUAUAGGGCUGACCCGAAUGCUUCGAAGCUUAAACCGUUGCCAUGGUAGUCGACCUCCAAAACAGUAUUCGAAUGCUUCGGGGAUUGUAAGAAGUAUGUAACCCCAAAUAGCCUAUGAAAUAAGGAAUAAUCCCACAACAUUAUGCAUUAUUCAUACAUACAAACAUUAAUUAUUAUUAGUUAUUCUCAGAUGGAUAUCGCUGUUUGUUGUGCGUGUACAGUAGUGCGUCAGCGACACUGAAACGGGGUAGAUGGAGACAGACAGACAGACAGAAGAACAUGUCAGCCUGCUGCGCCGCGCCGCUCCCUGAAGCUUCAAAUACCUUUGAAUAUUUCUCACCGAAGCUUCAAAGCCCAAAAAAUGGUAUUGGGGACAGUCCUACCUUUCGCCGUUCGCAGCAGCCAAUCCUAUUUUACACUGUACUUUAAAUGCGGGGCAAAAAUGUUAUAUUUUUAAUCCCUUUUAAGUACACUUUCUCCAGGAAUAGUUUGAUUUUAUGUUCAUUCUUUUAUAUUGUAAAAGCAUGUCCAUAAUGUUCUUUUCCCCCUCAGGGCAUAUUUUCCCUGGCCAAGUAUGACUACUGCACAUAAACUAGCUUUUUAAGGUGAAACUUGUGUAAAUAAGAUUUUAUGUUGACACGUAGGUCAUGUUUUAGAUGGCUGAAUCUUUUAUAUCGGCUUUUUUGGUUGGUGGGAAAACUUCUAUAUUGGUGUUUGUGAACGGAAUAAUGUACCAAUCUACUUUUUUGACCUCUGACGUGACUUUACUGUAUGUGUCAGACACACUGCUCAUGUAUAGCCCUCUAUUACUGCAGAGCGGUAUUUGAUUUUUAAUCAAUGUUUCCCCUCACAUCUUCAUACAAUACCUCCUAAAUGUGCAACUUGUAUGUGGAUUGUUUCCGUCAAGCUAUCAUCGUCUGAAAUCACUGUCUGCAUUAUUUAUGUUUUCAGGAAAUAGGUGCACUUUUGUCUUUAGCUGUAUGCAACUUCAACAGGUACUGUCUGUGUGUAGUCUUUCCCAUGUUAUUUAUAUUUGUAUGCUGUGAGUCCCUAUGAAAGCCUGAAAGGCCACAUGUGCACUACUACUGACCUCGCAGCAUUAAAACCAAAUUGUUCUCAGAAUCUGGUCCUGGCCUCUAGUGUUUAUUUAAGAUCACGCCACUGAAAAAUGAGACUGUUUAUUCAAAUCAUGCCAACCAGUUGCAGUCUGUACAGAGAAUCUGACUUUUUCUUUGGGAGAUGAAAUGUUGAAACUACUGAAAUGUCUCACAAAUAUGUUUGACCAAUAUUUUUUAUUUUAAAAAUCACUUGCUCACUACACUGUAAUGUUUAAGUCUGACAGGAUGUUUGUAAGAACAGAGACUUGAUGCUGUUGCUUUGGGCUGGAAAGACUGGGGAGCUCUACUGUUUGAUAGUGUUGACCAUAUUUAUACACUAAAGGGGUAUGUUUGAAAAUUGUAUCUGCCUUAUAAUGUCUAAAAUGCAUAGUGUAUUUAAGGUUUUAAUACCUUGCUCCAAGUAUCCCCAUGAUGACUCAAAGAAAUGAGGUAUUCUACAGGUUGUGACAACUCCCAGGUCUCUGUCCAGUCAUGGCAAAGAGACGACUGCAUCCAUGUAAAAAACCCUUUCGGGCUUCAAUCAUGUACCUUCUAAUAUAGAGUAAUAAAUGCAGUUGUUUUCCUA
Messenger RNA from Sebastes umbrosus (honeycomb rockfish), 4417 nucleotides. RefSeq names its product activin receptor type-1B-like. Gene Ontology annotation, molecular function: activin binding; activin receptor activity, type I; ATP binding. The transcript is spliced from 9 exons. Lineage: Eukaryota; Metazoa; Chordata; Actinopteri; Perciformes; Sebastidae. The coding region runs from base 201 to 1721 and encodes 506 amino acids. The record is from RefSeq and is a predicted model, not a curated record. Gene Ontology annotation, cellular component: plasma membrane; activin receptor complex. Gene Ontology annotation, biological process: cellular response to growth factor stimulus; nervous system development; activin receptor signaling pathway.